CCUGCAAAGAAUACCGCCAGAUUUGAUUUCUGAAAUGGACGAAACACGAAUAUUGUACGGUGACUGAUCUAUCUGAUUCUAUAGAAAAUCAGUCAACUGGUGCAAUGGACGCUAGACGACUAAGAUCAAUUAUUUGUAGCUGCAAAAGCAACGACAUCAAGCCGCUGCUAACCCAAUGGGGGCGUCAGAUUCAAUGUCAGAAUGUCGUAUCGGUUAACUAUUCGGAUUCAAAAAAGUCCAUUGCCCAAGCUCUAUCAUCAAUAUGUCAGUCAAGAAAACAUUUCAAAACUGAAGUUGAUGAAUUGGAUCUUAAGUGUACACAGAUGUAUCCAAAGAAGCGACUAUGGAAAGUUUUCCACCUUAAAGAUAAGUCAGAUCUAGAUAACACAACAAAUAAAUGGUUGGAUCUUUGCAAUCCUCAGAAAUUUAAGAAGAAGUUUAAAAGCCAGUCAGAAUUAUACUUUGACAAUGUAACAUCUGUAUGUGUGGGGGUCCAUCAAGGAGCUUUGUGGACUAGACUCUAUGCCACCAACACAGUUAACAGGCAGCAGGACCAGAGUUAUCUCCCCAGCAACACUGUUUACAUUGUUUACUUCCCAAAGACGGAGUAUGUCAUUAUGAGUCGGUACAAGUUAUCAACAGAGGAGUACCUACAUCAGGCUAUAUUGACAACCCUAGGGGCGACUGAAAUGACGAACAUGCAGCUGUGCGGCCAUGACCUUUACUCCCUAAUACACCUGGCCAUGAACAGGAAGUGUCAGGGAUCUUUCAGCAAGUUUAACUCUAAACAAGAUCAGCGACAACCAUUUGCUGGAUUUGAGCCCAAGAAAAGAAAAGCAAUAGAGAUUGAAAAAGAUGACAAAAUUUUCUGUGAAGAUGAAGAAACAAUGAAGAAGAGAGCAAAGAUCCUGGAGAAGAGUUUUGGACAGGAGGAACAACCAUGUCUGGAGAAGGUGGAAUAUAGGGUGAAGACAAAAUUCCGCGGCACAGACUAUGUGCCUAGUAUGGCAAGAAGACAAGAGGCAUUUAAGUGCACAGUGAAGUUUGAAGGUUCCAGUGUACUAGAAGGGAUCAGGAACUUAGGGGCUACAGGACUAGCCAGUGUCCCUCUCCCUGGACAUCUGGCCAAUGUUCACUCCCUCGCCAAAAAUCACUUUGUAAUACAGGAUCAGGAAACGACUCCAAAAAAACGCAGGAAAUAAAUAAUGGCUGCUCCAAAUGAGCAAGGAUUUACAUUUUAUUUUGACUUAAUGGUGGACUAGGGCUAAAUCUGUGAGUGUAUGGUGGACCAGGACUGAAUCUGUGAGUGUAUGGUGGACCAGGACUGAAUCUGUGAGUUUAUGGUGGACCAGGACUGAAUCUGUGAGUGUAUGGUGGACCAGGACUGAAUAUGUGAGUGUAUGGUGGACCAGGACUGAAUCUGUGAGUGUACGGUGGACCAUGACUGAAUCUGUGAGUGUAUGGUGGACCAUGACUGAAUAUGUCAGUGUACGGUGGACCAUGACUGAAUCUGUGAGUAUACGGUGGACCAUGACUGAAUAUGUGGGUGUAUGGUGGAC
Pecten maximus is the source of this 1559-nucleotide messenger RNA. RefSeq names its product centromere protein N-like. The record is from RefSeq and is a predicted model, not a curated record. NCBI's taxonomy places the organism in Eukaryota, Metazoa, Mollusca, Bivalvia, Pectinida, Pectinidae. Gene Ontology annotation, biological process: chromosome segregation; CENP-A containing chromatin assembly. The transcript is spliced from 9 exons. The coding region runs from base 105 to 1202 and encodes 365 amino acids.